This is a messenger RNA of Plasmopara halstedii, 681 nucleotides long. RefSeq lists its product as uncharacterized. The coding region runs from base 124 to 537 and encodes 137 amino acids. NCBI's taxonomy places the organism in Eukaryota, Oomycota, Peronosporomycetes, Peronosporales, Peronosporaceae. The record is from RefSeq and is a predicted model, not a curated record. The transcript has a single exon.
CGCCUUACCACCGAAACGGUUAAUACGGCAGAAAAGCAUCGCAGCUAUAGUCGAUGUGAGCUUCCGCGAAUUGUUUUUCUGUAAUCCUAUAUCGUUGUCAUCCAGCACAUUGGCGGGGUCCGAAUGUGGAAGGCAUAUACCACAUGCCGACGAAAGUUUGCUGUGGCUCUACCACCAUGCAAAAAUAAUGACGUGGGCUUACUUGAUCCGAAACUCGGGAUCAAGGCUCGUACUGGAAGACUGGGUCGCCGUGUAUCGCGUACACGAGUCGCUCGUUUUUAUUCAAGAUCUUACCAUGUUGUCGUCAUCACAGAACAAACCAGUUGCGCCACCACGUUAGAACAUAGGCCCAGUCGAGAUAAAAGCAAUGAUGCUGGAGUUCACGGUCAAUUAAACAGCUACUGUCUUCGUCUUCACACUGAGAAGAAGUCUGUAAUCAAUCGAGAGCCAGGCGUAGUCCAUUGCGUACGGUGGAGUCGGAUUCUCGCACGUCCUGCAAAAGCAAUUGGAUACGUUUUCGCUGCACGAGAUCGCUGAUGUUGGGUAUCUGGAUUCCGCCCACAUGUCGACGCUUGCCUAGAAAUUGUUAGGGAUCAGCUGGGAGUAUCGCUUGCCUCGCUCAUAGCUUCUGCCGAAACCGAAGCGAUGCUAUUCUUUCAGCAGACGAUCGGGUACGACAAC